AUGGAAUACGAAGGCGAAAGACGGGGCAGCAAGAACCGCGCUCUGGAGAGGUCUAUGAGCUAUUCGGCGGCGAUUGGCAACGGGUCCGGGCGCUCCUCGAUCGAGAUACCAGCAAUGGCCAACACAGAGGUCUACACCAACGAGGAGAUGAAGAAGCAAUACAGAAUAUCGCAGAGCUACGUCGAAGGCAAGGAGAUAACGUUCCCGAACGUAGUGACGAACGUGGACAGCAAACCGGCUGUCCCGCCGAGCGUAGACAGCAUAGCUACAGACUCCCAAUACAGCAGCGAAGACGACACCACCGACAACGGGCUCACGAUGACAAUAGACGUGGAGGACAGCCCCAAGGUGGAGUUGAGGCACAUAUCGGACGCCUCGACCCAGAUCGGGAGUUCGAAUGUGACAAACGAAACAUACGACAGGAUCGACUUUAUAGAGAGCGUCUACACUGACGUAGACGACGCGAUAGGCUCGGCCCACGGGUACUCCACACCGUACUCCAAGAGAUCGAAGAAGUUGAGGAAACGCAGGAGACAGCCUGGAAGACCGAUACGCUCCAGGAGGGUGGUCAACAAAACCGGCGAAGAGAAUGUGCCCGUUCGUAGCAACAUACCGGCCAAGUCGAUAAAGUAUAUGCGCGACAUCGUCAACACUGUGAUCAACAGCAAAUGGCGGUUCAUCAUCCUACUGAUGAUAGUUGCACACUUCACCUUCUGGUUCGUCUUCGCCGGCAUCUGGUACGCGGUGGCAUCCUCGUACCAGGACGACAUAGGUGAUGGGAAGGAGCACUGCGUCACCGGCACCUCGUCCUUUGCGGGGCUGCUGAUGAUGUCCGUGGAGACCCAGAUGACAAUUGGAUACGGUAUUCGAUACCCGAGUGAGGAAUGUCCUGAAGCAAUCAUCGUCAUGGUCAUAGAGAUAGUCGCCGGGACGGCGCUCUCCGGUGGGCUAUCCAGUUUACUGUUCACGAAGCUCGUCAGACCGAACAGACACGUGUCUUCCGUCGGUUUCAGCAAGAAAGCCACGGUGUGUCUUCGCGAUGGUCAGCUCUGCCUGCAGUUCAGGGUGUGGGAUUUGCUGAACCUCCACCUAAUUGGGAGCACCAUAACAGCGUAUAUGUUGAAGCCCAUUCGGACUUUAGAAGGCGAGAUUGUUCACAACUAUAUCCACCAGCUAACGCUGAAAGAGUCUCGCGCCUUCCUCAUCUGGCCAAUCACCGUGGUCCACGUAAUAGACGCUGAGAGCCCGCUCUUCGACUUCUCAGCCCAGGAUAUGAUGGAUUACAGAUUCGAGAUAGUGGUCUGCCUGACGGGUGCCUCCAAGAGUAUGGGUACAGUGACACAGAGCAGGACCUCAUACCUCUCCAAGGAGAUCAUUUGGGGCCAUCGCUUUAAAAACGUUCUAAGGUAUUCCAAGAAAAAGGAGGCUUACGUGAUAGAUGUUGAGAACCUGAACUCAGUGGAGCAAGUGGAGACGCCCCUCUGCAGCGCCAGCCGACUGAAGGUCUUCGAGGACCUAAAGCGGUCGGACACUCCCCCGCCGCCCUUCUCGCCGAUCCCCUCCCUAACCCCCACUAAUGGCUCCCAGGACUCUACCUCCAGGGUCGGCUCGGUCCCCUCCACGCCACUCUUCAGCAGGGAGGGCACCCAGCGAAGCUUGGGGUGGCAGUUCAAGAGGUUCUACCCGGAAGGUCGCGAAGGUCAAGUUUCGGAGCAGGCUUCC
Molecule: messenger RNA, 1722 nt
Organism: Iphiclides podalirius (scarce swallowtail)
Lineage: Eukaryota; Metazoa; Arthropoda; Insecta; Lepidoptera; Papilionidae
Source: the annotation of a GenBank genome assembly